UGUGUAAGGGGUAGGGGCUGCUGGGUGGCACAGGAGAGCUGUGGGUGCUGUGGCUCAUGCAGAAGAGGGUGCAAGGGAGGGGAGAGGUGCCAGGGAGAGAGGGUGACACAUAUAUUUGUGCAGCAGGAGGGAGACACACCCUGGAGCUGAUGUAAAGCUGAGGAGGAGCCUGAAGUAUCUGCGUUGCUGCUGCUGCUGAUUUUCCUCUGCCCCCUCCCUGCUGCUCCCUCAGCCUCUGAGUCCUGCUGCCUGGGUGUGACUGCUGCUGCUGCUGCUGCUCUGUGAGUCUGUGCCAGGGUUUUCUGACUGUGCGACUCUGCAGCAGCCGCUGUACUAAAUCGCCCUGUGUGCCCCUGCCCUGUGCCAACAUGAGUGGGGUCGCCGACAGACUGGCCAAGGAGCGGGCACUGGCCAAUGGCUUUGGCACCAAUGAUAAGGCUCUGCCCUACCUCAACCAGGACUAUGAGGCUCUGCGCAAUGAGUGUCUUCAGUCCGGCUCUCUGUUUAAGGAUCUCAGCUUCCCGGCCAUCCACUCCUCCCUGGGAUUCAAAGAGCUGGGCCAACACUCAAGCAAAACCCAAGGGGUCGUGUGGAAGAGGCCGACGGAGCUGUGCUCAACCCCUCAGUUUAUCUCUGGUGGAGCGACAAGGACUGAUAUCUGCCAAGGAGCCCUGGGUGACUGUUGGCUUCUGGCAGCCAUCGCCUCCCUCACCCUCAAUGAACAGAUUCUCUCCCGGGUCGUUCCAAAGGACCAGAGCUUUCAGGAGAACUAUGCAGGAAUAUUCCACUUCCAGUUCUGGCAAUACGGUGAAUGGGUGGAUGUUGUCAUUGAUGACCGUCUGCCAACCAAGGAUGGGAAGCUGCUUUUUGUGCACUCAGUCGAAGGGAGUGAAUUCUGGAGUGCGCUCAUGGAGAAGGCUUAUGCCAAACUCAAUGGAUCCUAUGAAGCUCUCUCGGGUGGGUCCACCACUGAGGGGUUUGAAGAUUUCACAGGUGGACUUGCAGAGUGGUAUGAACUGAGGAAGGCCCCACCUAAUCUGUUCAAGAUUAUCCAGAAAGCUCUAAGAACUGGAUCUCUACUGGGCUGCUCUAUAGAUAUCACCAGUGCGGCCGAGACAGAGGCCAUCACCUUCCAGAAGCUUGUGAAGGGUCAUGCCUACUCUGUGACUGCAGCAGAAGAGGUGCAAUAUAGAGGGAGCCUGGAAAAGCUGAUUCGAAUUAGAAAUCCAUGGGGGGAGGUGGAAUGGACUGGAGCUUGGAGUGACAAUUCCAGUGAGUGGAAUUCUGUGGAUCCGGAGGUGCGAGAAAGGCUGAUCAAGAGAUGUGAUGAUGGAGAGUUCUGGAUGUCCUUUAAUGACUUCUUGAGAAACUAUUCAAGACUAGAGAUCUGCAAUCUGACCCCGGACACUCUGGCAUCUGAUAAAUACAGUAAAUGGAGCCUUACCAAGAUGGACGGCACGUGGAGACGGGGCUCUACAGCUGGUGGAUGCAGGAAUUUCCCAGAAACCUUCUGGAUGAACCCCCAGUAUGUGAUUAAGCUGGAUGAGGCAGAUGAUGAUCCUGAUGAUAAUGAGGAAGGCUGCACCUUCAUUGUUGGUCUGAUACAGAAGAACCGCAGGAAGCAGAGAAAGAUGGGAGAGGACAUGCAAACCAUUGGCUUUGCCAUCUAUGAGGUGCCACCACAGCUCACUGGCCAGAAAAACGUGCGCCUGACCCGAGAUUUCAUUCUAAGAAACAAGAUUCGGGAAAAAUCAGACACCUUUAUCAACCUACGCGAGGUUCUGAACAGAUUUCGGCUGCCCCCAGGGGAAUAUGUCAUUAUGCCUUCCACAUUUGAACCCCACAAAGUUGGAGACUUCUGUCUGCGGGUGUUCUCUGAAAAGAAUGCUGAGUCAAAAGUUCCUGAUGAUGAAAUCAAGGCUGACAUUGAUGAGGAGGUUAAUGAAGAUGCCAUUGAUCCCACCUUCAAAAGGAUGUUCCUGGCGCUGGCUGGAAAUGACAAAGAGAUCUCUCCGCAUGAACUCUUUAACAUCCUGCAGAAAGUCAUAUCAAAAAGAGAAGACAUAAAAUCCGAUGGCUUCAGCAUGGAGACCUGUAGGACCAUUGUUGACCUGCUGGAUUCUGAUGGUUCACGGAAACUUGGCCUUAAGGAGUUCAAUAUCCUCUGGACAAAAAUACUGAAGUACCAGAAAAUAUACAGCAGUGUGGAUAGGGACCGCUCAGGCACCAUUAAUUCAUAUGAGAUGCGGGGAGCCCUGGAAGCUGCAGGGUUUAAGGUGAACGACACGAUUAACAAUCUGCUGGUGGCUCGCUUCGCAGAUGACGGCCAGACCAUUGACUUUGAUAACUUUGUGAGAUGCCUCCUGCGCCUGGAGAUUAUGUUCAAGAUCUUCAGUCAGCUGGACACUGAGAAGACUGGAGUUGUGCCUCUCAAGAUGGACACUUGGCUUUCCCUGACUGUGAUCUGAGGCACCGAUAUCACACCGAGGAGGCCGAGAACCACUGCCCAUCAAGGAAAUACCCGACUGAUGAUAAACAUUUCUGAAAUAUGUUAUUAUUGGGAAUCUGGUGCCUUAU
Messenger RNA from Xenopus laevis (African clawed frog), 2577 nucleotides. It is a transcript of the gene capn2.S, whose product is annotated as calpain 2 S homeolog. The transcript is spliced from 21 exons. Gene Ontology annotation, cellular component: cytoplasm; plasma membrane. Gene Ontology annotation, molecular function: hydrolase activity; calcium ion binding; cysteine-type peptidase activity. Lineage: Eukaryota; Metazoa; Chordata; Amphibia; Anura; Pipidae. Bases 369 to 2468 code for a protein of 699 amino acids. The record is from RefSeq and is a predicted model, not a curated record. Gene Ontology annotation, biological process: proteolysis.